AUGACUAGAAUUUUGUUGAGUCAUCCUUCUAUCUAUCUAUCUAUCUAUCUAUCUAUCUAUCUAUCUAUCUAUCUAUCUAUCUAUUCAAGAUUCAGCAAAGCCAGGGUGUUAGUUGACGCUUCUCUCCCGCAACCCACAUUUGCCACCCCCCUUCCUUCAUCGUUCUCCUUCCUCCUACUCACUCCCCAAACCUCUUAUUUUCACUUUUCGACGGAUGUGAAAUUUGUUCUCACUUACGGGCGCCGCCAGCAAAUUUCACUUGUACUGAAUGUUCGUGACCUUCAAGCACUGACUUCUGGAGGGCAAGAAGAACUCCAAAUAUCUACCCCCAUCCUUCAUCCCUCUUUACCAGAUUUAAGUGACAAACUUUAUACUUGUGUUAAUUCUAUCUAUCUAUCUAUCUAUCUAUCUAUCUAUCUAUCUAUCUAUCUAUCUAUGAUUCUGCCGAGUAUAUGUUCAUAUCUAUCAUGA
This is a messenger RNA of Acanthosepion pharaonis, 471 nucleotides long. Lineage: Eukaryota; Metazoa; Mollusca; Cephalopoda; Sepiida; Sepiidae. The record is from the annotation of a GenBank genome assembly.